This is a messenger RNA of Nematocida homosporus, 3744 nucleotides long. RefSeq lists its product as uncharacterized. The record is from RefSeq and is a predicted model, not a curated record. The coding region runs from base 1 to 3744 and encodes 1247 amino acids. NCBI's taxonomy places the organism in Eukaryota, Fungi, Microsporidia. The transcript has a single exon.
AUGGAAAACUUAGUUGUCAAUGCCGUGCAUUGUAAAAGACAGAAGUGCUUUGGAGUGUCUAAUGGAUGGAUGUUAGGUGUAAAUGGUGAAAUUGAACCUAUUGAUAACAAAACUGAUUGUAAAAUGCCUAAAAGAUAUUCUGAAAAUCCGGAAAAGGCGUUGGGGUUUUUUGCUGAAUCUAACGGUCGUGCUUUUAGAGUGCUGACUAGAGAUGGAGCGGUUUGGGAGUUGGAUUGUGCGAGUUCGGAUGAAUGGGAAAAGGCUGGAGAGUUUGAAGACGACCAAAUUCUUGGCUGUCAAUUUAAUGCUGAUAACGGUAACUUGCUGGUAGGUACACAUGAACGAUUGUUUUUGAUUGAUAAAAACAUGAACUUAAUUGGAGAUAAGGAAAUACCUGAAAGAAUAUCUUUAGAGAUAAAAAGCCAAACUAAUCCGACUAUGCGGGCUGCCUGGAGUCCAGAUGGGAAGUAUAUUUGUGUUCAACUCGGUUUUGAUGUGAUAUUUUACGGCUAUGACUUGUCUGUUAUUGCUGAUACACUUAGUAUGUGCAAUAAAGUCAUGAAUAGUCGAUUGAUGCGAACUAAGAAGUACUUAAAACAUGAAAGUGCGUAUGUAGAUGUAGUCCGUCGGGUGGAAAUGCCAGAUGACCAAUUGGAGUACGUUGAUGACCUGCGAGAACGAGAAAGUGUUUUGUUUGAAGACCGAACUAAGUAUAAACUAUGUGCUUGGCAUGAUCAGUUUUCUUUAGCCUAUGCUGUUUCAGAGAACAACACUAUCUUCUUACUGGAACGAAAUGGAUUGAAAUUCAAGGAAAUUCAGCAUAUUCGUAAAUCUGAUCAAAAAGCAGAAGAGAUAGAAGAUAACCAGAUUUUGCAAAUUACUUCAACGGCUGAUUAUCUCUACAUUAUUCACCAAGAGAAAACCCGGCAUUUUAUGAAGGUUUACUAUAUCAAAAACAAUUGCAUUUAUCUUAAGACUCAUCUUUGCUUAGAAACUGCUUUGGGAGUAGAACAAGUCUCUACUAUUUAUGCCUUCUUUGUUGAUCCACAGUCACAACGGAUUCAUGUAUCUUUAGCUGAAGGUCAUUUGAUUAUCAGCCAGCACCAUUUGACUAACCGUACAACUACUGAUGUUAUUGAUGUGGAUGGAUGCCGCCUUCUUUUCUACAACCUUGCUAAAUGCACUGCUCCACCGCCUAUAUUUGCCCGGCAUCUGGUUUUGAAAGAGAUUCCAGCAGCUAUCUCCUGUACUGCUCGUUACAUAGAAAUCACCAAUCAAACCGGCCAGCAGUACCAACUUCCCACUACACCUCUCCAGCCAUCACAACCUCAGGCUAAGAACUUAGAACAAAACUUAGCUGCCUUAACUAUUACCAACUUACCUCCAACUCCAGCAACUCACUCCAUUCCAUCUAGUGAUCAGUCCUCCCAAAUACACACAGAAAUCACCGGUCUAGCUGAACAACAAGUCGUUCCCUUUUAUCAAAGCACGGCUAAACUCUCCCUCACUCAGAGCAAGCUCACUCUUUCCUACCAGGACCAGCACAUAACUGUUCAUGAUGUUACUUCAGCGGCUGUGGCUACACUUGAUACUUCUAGUCUUUUAAUUACUAAAUCGGGCUUCUCGGCCACUGAAAUCCACCAAGUCAAUUACUGUCCCACCUCUAAAACACUCAAUACAACUCUCCUAAUGAAAACUGAGAAGAACUCCCGACUUAUCUUUGUGGCUCCUACUCAUGUUGUUCUAAUCAACCGCUACGGCAUGCUUGAAACUUUCUACUUACAAGUCAUGGUGGUUUACUGGAUGAGAAAGUAUGCUGCAGUAGGCUCACUAGAUCAAGCAGUUACACUUGGUAAAAAGCAUGGGGUUCCCCUAACUGAAAUUCUACCGGAUGUUGAAAAGGCCAUUGCCCAGCAAAAACUAAGUCCAUCUCUGGCACUAGAAGUAACCAAAUCUUUACUGGCCUCACCACAAACUCCCACGGCAACACUGCAAACCAUUGAACAGUACUUGAAUUCUCAAUUACAAUACAACCAACUAGCUAUACCCAAAGAGAACAAAGAAAAUCAGAUAGUUUCCCAGCCAACUCCUCUUACUGCCCGUGAUAUUACCUAUCUAACUGCUGCCCUGGUUGAAAUUUAUCUAUUCCAACGCUUACCCGCUCAAAUAAUCCAACUAGCCCAUCACUACGCCCCAAACCCUUCUAGUUUCACUCCUAACUCCGCCCUAGCAACAUCCAAGUAUCCGAUAGCCUUAUCUAUUAUGCAACGAGCCACUGCAGUUCUUGAUAAAAAAGAGCUGAUUAAAGUUGCUAUGGAUCAGUAUGCCUAUCUUCUCUGCUAUCUUAUUCUAGCCGUGACUAACUCUUUCCAAGACGAAGUCAAUGAUAUUCUCUUAGCUCCCAACCAAGCAACUAUCAACCCUUCCCACCCCCAAGAAGAGAUUGCUCGUCGCUUACGCAUUGCCAACUAUCUUAACAAUAGAAAGAUCCAAACUAGAUACCACAUCCUCAAUAUUCUCAACUCAGAUAUCAACAACGCAGAUACUAAUUCAGAUAUCAACAACGCAGAUGCCACCAACUCAAAUACUAACAACGCAGAUACCACCACCCCAACCCAUACCACCCCAACCCACACCACCACUAACCUAACUACUCUAGCCAACACGAUCAAAGCCGCCCUAGAAUCUGCUCGCAUCCGUGAUUAUUACCUUUAUUUAGCCGAAGAGACUCAACUUCUUCCCCAAUACUCUUUCACUCAGAUUUCACCUACUAAGUACGCCCGUGUUGUCGCCCAUUUACUUACCAUAGCCGGUGAUGAUCUCGUCAAAGAAAACUCACCAGAAGAAGCCCUUGCCUGCUACACUGCAGCUGGGAGUCACGGCAAGUUACAGGCUGAUAACCUCCGCCUUCAACUAGGCCGUUGGCAAGAACUCUUCCAAGAUACUUCUAACAUCACCCCUAACCAUAUCAGCCGCCUUGAAGCCAUUCUCACCCAAAAGAAAGAACUAGCCAGUCUAGCCGAUAUGCAUCUUCAGUACGGCCAUUACGAUACUGGCCUUCAUCUUCUAGUCCAACUAUCUCAAUACCAAACUCUUCUUGCCCAGAUCCAAACUAAACUUCCUCACUCACCUACUGCCUUACUUUCCCUGCUAACUACUAAUACUACUUCACUCACCGAAACACUAGCUUCUUUAGCCCCUAAGUAUACUGAGCAUACCGAACGACUCAAUCAAGUCCGUACCCGUAAAGAAGCCCAAAGACAAGAAAUUCAAAACGGCCUCUAUGCCGAUGAUGACUGUGAAACCACAGCCUAUACUCGAUCUUUCAUCACUAAUACCUUCAUUACCUCCACCACUAACUCAACUAGAAAGAAGAAACGAAGUGCUAAACUUCGCAAUACUGUUGGUGGUCGCUAUGAAGAAGAGUAUGUCCAGUACGUCCUCAGUGAACUUAUUCUCAAAGCCAUUUCCCUCUUAACUUCCUUCCUUGACCUUACCGCUACAAUUGAUUAUCUCACUAGUCAAAUCAGCACUACUCCCACUACCACCAGUAUUAAUUCUACUUCCGCACUCACUACUUUCCAAACAACUCUUCUUCAUUUCGUCAAUACUUUCCUUCCCACCUACCCAACCGACUUCAUCUCACAAAACACCGAAGACGAUCCCCUUUAUGACCCCGAUCGUCCCCUUAUUCCCCAGCCAGAUAUUUCUCCCCUCCUCAACUACCUCAACCUAACCCAAUAA